Hemibagrus wyckioides is the source of this 2145-nucleotide messenger RNA. It is a transcript of the gene pcyt1ab, whose product is annotated as phosphate cytidylyltransferase 1A, choline b. Gene Ontology annotation, biological process: CDP-choline pathway. Gene Ontology annotation, molecular function: phosphatidylcholine binding; choline-phosphate cytidylyltransferase activity. The coding region runs from base 149 to 1216 and encodes 355 amino acids. NCBI's taxonomy places the organism in Eukaryota, Metazoa, Chordata, Actinopteri, Siluriformes, Bagridae. The record is from RefSeq and is a predicted model, not a curated record. Gene Ontology annotation, cellular component: endoplasmic reticulum. The transcript has 9 exons.
GAUGUUACAAAAAGAUGUAGUUAGUGACUGUAGUGAAUCGUACUUCGGGGUUUUACACACACACACACACACACACACACACACACACAGCGUCUACGCUUAAGCGCCUUCUCCUAGACCCAGAGCCUGAAGUCCACUCAUCAGGGACAUGGAGACGCACAGUUCAGGACUCACAAGGAAAAGAAGAAGAGAGGGAGCAAAUGGAAAGAUGGACAAGGAAGAACGAGGUGGAAAAAUCCCACGUAGGACUUCGACCUUGAAAGAACCUGCACCCUUUUCUGACCAGCUGAAGCCUAUGUCCACUCCAUACACUCGUGUUAGCCUAGAGGAAGCCCGCUGUGGCACACCAGUACGCGUGUACGCUGAUGGGAUUUUCGACAUGUUUCAUUCUGGACAUGCCCGAGCUCUGAUGCAGGCUAAAUGUCUUUUUCCAAACACUCAUCUCAUCGUAGGCGUGUGCAGCGACGAUUUGACGCACAAGCUCAAGGGCUUUACUGUUAUGAACGAGGACGAGCGUUACGACGCAGUGAGUCACUGCCGCUACGUGGACGAGGUGGUCAGGGAUGCCCCAUGGACACUAACACCAGAGUUCCUGACCAAACACAGAAUUGACUUUGUUGCCCAUGACGACAUCCCGUACGUUUCAGACGAGAGUGAUGAUGUUUACAAGCACAUAAAGGAGGCUGGCAUGUUUGCACCCACACAAAGGACAGAGGGCAUCUCCACCUCUGACAUCAUCACACGCAUCGUCCGGGACUACGACCUGUACGUGCGACGCAACCUGCAGAGAGGCUACACUGCCAAGGAGCUUAACGUCAGCUUCAUCAAUGAAAAGAAGUACCACCUUCAGGAGCACGUGGAUAAGGUGAAGCAGAAGGUACGAGACGUGGAGGAGAAGAGUAAAGAGUUUGUGCAGAGGGUGGAGGAGAAGAGCAUUGACCUCAUCCAGAAGUGGGAGGAGAAAUCACGCGAGUUCAUUGGCAACUUCCUGCAGAUGUUUGGGCCAGACGGGGCACUGAAGCACAUGUUGAAGGAGGGGAAAGGGCGCAUGCUGCAGGCCAUCAGCCCCAGACAAAGCCCUGACAGCAGCCCUUCACGUGAAGAGCGCUCUCCUUCUCCUACCUUCCGUCUUCCUUUCUUCACCAAAACCCUCCCGUCCUCCUCGCCUCCUCACUACAGCGACGCACACAGCAUCAGCGAGGACGACGAGGACUAGAGGGAUUGUAUUCCGCUUUUAAACCUCCAGACCACAGUGUCCAGUUCGAGUCCUAAACUGUAACACGGCUUUACGUUGAUCUUGCGUAGGAGUCUGACGAGGACUCCUUCACUGGGGUGCAUUAAUUACUGUAUGAAGGACCAGGGAAUGCUCCUGGAAAGAAAUGAUUCUCAGAUUUAAUCAGUAUUUGUUUUCGUGUCUUUUAUACACAUUCGGUUUGUGCACAAGUUGUUAAAUCCAGUAUGACUCUCACUGCACCACUCUUUGUAUUACUGUCACAUCACACGUUAGAUUUUGUUCUGUUGGGUCCUUUUUUUGGUACCUUACGUCCAACAAUCCACGCACACGUGCACCUCUUAAAGUGAAGCCAAAAAUGAAGGGUACCUCUCCGUCUAGUCGUAUGUUUGGUGAAUGCUUCCAUAGUUCUAGCUAACAAAGGAAAAGGUUAUAGCUACCAGUUUAUCAGAACACAUAUGAAAUGACUUAGCGAUGAGUUUUAGUGUAUUUUUGUCAUUUGUACAGUGCUAAUAAUGCACACAGGGUAAAGUGAUGUGAACUUAGUAGCUAAACUGGUAGCUAUAAGCAUCCCAUGCCUAUGAGCCAGAUUUUGUCCAAAACUUAAAUCAAAAACUGAUGGCUCAGCUAAUCGGUUGCAUCUGAACAAUUGUGUAAAUCUUUCUGGCCGAAUUGUUCCUUUAAAGCUUAUUACAUUCCCUUCUGUCCCAGCGUAGACCACACGCUGGUGACGAAACACUGGAAUUACUGCCUUUAUGGAAAUUUGAUCACUGUGAGGGCGAAAGCCAUAGCAUGUGUAUUCAAGGUCAAAUGACUAUUUUUAAAGAUCUUAAUUUUAUUAUUCUGUCCUGUUUACUUUAUAAUCGAUGUCUUUCAUUUGUGUUACAAAUAAAUUGAAUUCUUAUUGCUUUUCA